Molecule: messenger RNA, 2286 nt
Organism: Budorcas taxicolor (takin)
Lineage: Eukaryota; Metazoa; Chordata; Mammalia; Artiodactyla; Bovidae
Gene: MYB
Product: MYB proto-oncogene, transcription factor
Exons: 16
Coding region: 1-2286 (761 amino acids)
Biological process (GO): regulation of DNA-templated transcription
Cellular component (GO): nucleus
Molecular function (GO): RNA polymerase II cis-regulatory region sequence-specific DNA binding; DNA-binding transcription factor activity, RNA polymerase II-specific
Source: RefSeq, a predicted model, not a curated record
AUGGCCCGGAGACCCCGGCACAGCAUCUACAGUAGUGAUGAGGAUGAUGAAGACAUUGAGAUGUGUGACCACGAUUAUGAUGGAUUGCUUCCCAAGUCCGGAAAGCGUCACUUGGGGAAAACUAGGUGGACGAGGGAAGAGGAUGAAAAACUAAAGAAGCUGGUGGAACAGAAUGGAACAGAUGACUGGAAAGUUAUCGCUAAUUAUCUCCCGAAUCGAACAGAUGUGCAGUGCCAGCACCGAUGGCAGAAAGUACUAAACCCUGAGCUCAUCAAGGGUCCUUGGACCAAAGAGGAAGAUCAGAGAGUGAUAGAGCUUGUACAGAAAUACGGUCCGAAACGUUGGUCUGUUAUUGCCAAGCACUUAAAGGGGAGAAUUGGAAAACAAUGUAGGGAGAGGUGGCAUAACCACUUGAAUCCAGAAGUUAAGAAAACCUCCUGGACAGAAGAGGAAGACAGAAUUAUUUACCAGGCACACAAGAGACUGGGGAACAGAUGGGCAGAAAUCGCAAAGCUACUGCCUGGACGAACUGAUAAUGCUAUCAAGAACCACUGGAAUUCUACAAUGCGUCGUAAGGUCGAGCAGGAAGGUUAUCUGCAGGAGUCUUCUAAAGCCAGCCAGCCACCAGUGACCACAAGCUUUCAGAAGAACAGCCAUUUGAUGGGCUUUACGCAUGCUCCACCUUCAGCUCAACUCCCUCCAACUGGCCAACCCUCAGUUAACAGUGACUAUCCCUAUUACCACAUUUCUGAAGCACAAAACGUCUCCAGUCAUGUCCCAUAUCCUGUAGCAUUACAUGUAAAUAUAGUCAAUGUCCCUCAGCCAGCUGCUGCAGCUAUUCAGAGACACUAUAAUGAUGAAGACCCUGAGAAAGAAAAGCGAAUAAAGGAGUUAGAGUUGCUUCUAAUGUCAACUGAGAAUGAACUCAAAGGACAGCAGACGCUUCCAACACAGAACCACACAUGCAGCUACCCUGGGUGGCACAGCACCACCAUUGCCGACCACACCAGACCUCAUGGAGACAGUGCACCUGUUUCCUGUUUGGAAGAGCACCACUCCACUCCAUCUCUGCCCGUGGAUCCCGGCUCCCUACCUGAAGAAAGUGCCUCUCCUGCCAGGUGCAUGAUCGUCCACCAAGGCACCAUCCUGGACAAUGUUAAGAACAUCUUAGAAUUUGCAGAAACACUUCAAUUUAUAGAUUCUGAUGCUUCAUCGUGGGGUGAUCUCAGCAGUUUUGAAUUGUUUGAAGAAGCAGAUUUUUCACCUAGCCAACACGAUGCAGGCAAAGCCCUCCAGCUUCAGCAGAGAGAGGGCAGUGUGAAUAGACCUGCAGGAGAGCCUAGCACGAGGGUGAACAGACGCAAGUUGAGUGAGGGUUCACUUGACCUGCCCAAGCCCUUCCCUCCUGCAAGGCCCAGCACAAUUCCACGGGUCAUCCUUCGAAAAAAGCGGGGCCAGGCCAGCUCCGUAGCCACUGGACACUCUAGUUCCUUGAUACUUGCUGACGUCAGCAGUUCAACUCCCAAGCGUUCCCCUGUCAAAAGCCUACCAUUCUCCCCCUCGCAGUUCUUAAAUACUUCCAAUAACCAUGAAAACUUAGACUUGGAAAUGCCUUCUUUAACUUCCACCCCACUAAAUGGUCACAAAUUGACUGUUACAACUCCAUUUCAUAGAGACCAGACUGUGAAAAUUCAAAAGGAAAAUACUAUCUUCAGAACUCCAGCUAUCAAAAGGUCAAUUCUAGAAAGCUCUCCAAGAACUCCUACACCAUUCAAACAUGCACUCACAGCUCAAGAAAUUAAAUAUGGUCCCCUGAAGAUGCUACCUCAGACACCAUCUCAUCUAGUAGAAGACCUACAGGAUGUGAUCAAACAGGAAUCUGAUGAAUCUGGGAUUGUUGCUGAGUUUCAAGAAAACGGACAACCUUUACUGAAGAAGAUUAAACAAGAGGUGGAAUCUCCAACUGAUAAAGCAGGAAACUUCUUCUGCUCAAACCACUGGGAAGGGGAUAGUCUGAACACUCAGCUGUUCACACAGGCAUCACCUGUGGCAGACAUGCCAAAUAUUCUUACAAGUUCCGUUUUAAUGACGCCGGUAUCAGAAGAUGAAGACAAUGUUCUCAAAGCAUUUACAGUACCUAAAAACAGGUCCCUGGCAAGUCCCUUGCAGCCUUGUAACGGUGCCUGGGAAUCUGCAUCCUGUGGGAAGACAGACGAUCAGAUGACAGCUUCCGGUCAGCCUCGGAAAUAUGUGAAUGCCUUCUCAACCCGGACUCUGGUCAUGUGA